Messenger RNA from Alnus glutinosa, 1074 nucleotides. RefSeq lists its product as uncharacterized. NCBI's taxonomy places the organism in Eukaryota, Viridiplantae, Streptophyta, Magnoliopsida, Fagales, Betulaceae. The transcript has 2 exons. The coding region runs from base 1 to 1074 and encodes 357 amino acids. The record is from RefSeq and is a predicted model, not a curated record.
AUGGAUAAGGUGGAGGAAUUCAUUAACCAGGAGAAGACCCUGAAGGCUAUGAUUAGCACAAUAAAGCCUCAGGAACCGGCCUCGGAGAAGAAGAAGGAACCGAAGAAAGCAGGGAAGGAGGGGCCGAAGCCGGUCAAAAGAUUUUCAGACUACAACUUCACUCCCAUCAAUGUGAGAGUGGCAGAGGUUCUUGUGGUGAUAAACAAGGACACAGAUUUUCAUUGGGCCUCGAAGAUAACAGGGAAUCCCUCUCCCCGCAACAAAGAUAAGUACUGCGAGUAUGAUGAAGCGAUAGGCCACACUACCAAGGUAUGUAUAGCUCUAAGGAUGUUGAUUGAGAAAUUCAUUGUGAAUGGGAAGCUGAUCCGGUUCUUAGGAGAGCAGAGGGCUCAACAGGCACAAGAUUGGCUGAGAAAAGAACCUCGAGACCAUUGUCCUCAGAAUUAUGAGGCUUGCAAAUACCCGCCUAGGGACAAAGGAUUCUCUGGAGGAGGCGGAUCCAACUCGGCUAGGAAAGCCUAUGCUCGGCGGGUGAAGAACCCGAAGGUGUACUCAAUAGAAAGGCCCUUGAAGCUCCUGAGGAAAGAGCCAUUGGUGAUCAGGUUCUCAGAUGAUGACUAUGAAGGGAUCUCUUGGCCCCACAGCGACGCCUUAGUGGUUGCGCUGGCGAUAGCAAACCACAACGUUCAUCGAAUCCUGGUGGAUAUCGGGAGUUCGACGAACAUACUGUAUUGGUCGGUAUUUGAGAAGUUGAAGUUGAAGUUGAAGUUGAGCCGGGAUAGGAUAGUCCCGAUCAAAUUUCCAUUAAUGGGAUUUGCGGGUGAGUAUGUACACCCAGUAGGAUUAAUUGAGCUUCCACUGACAGCCGGAUCAGUCCCGAAGCCGGCGACCGUCAUGGUCAAAUUCUUGUUGGUAAACCGUCCAUCGGCAUACAACGCCAUUAUAGGGAGAACGAUUCUUAACCAGCUUGGGGCUGUGACCUCCACCCCGCACCUCAAAAUGAAUUUCCCCCCAAGAAUCGAGUCGGUGAAGUUAGAGGUAACCAGUGGGAAGCUCAACAUUGCUAUAGUGUGA